CAUGACCGAUACUGUGCAGCGACGGUCCAGUGGGAAGUGCGCUUGACUCAUAAUCCAGAGGACUCAGGCUCGAUUCCUCGCAGCUUGGAAAAAGAAUUAUCCAACAUAGAGAGUCCCUUGGCCCUUUCGGUUCGAAUAGUGGAGACUUGUAGCACGUUUCAGUACCAAGUAAACAUUGUUCUCAUUCUCAUAGGUUUAGCCUUUCUCAAGAUAAGGUGCAGACUUGAUGGAAACUUGGUACGCUUUCUCAUCAUCGAAUGACGUUUCUGGACUUGAAUUUGGACUUGUCUCAACCCCACACCUCUCAAACUUUCUUCUGGCUUCUGAUUUACAACAUUCCAUGAGUAGAAUAACGUCGAGCAAUUACGAUUAGCCACUCGCAGAAUCAGAUCAAUAGCUCGGUUCUUCAUCCGUCCUUGGCUCCCCCGAAUACCUUAAAGGUGCAGGUUUCAGACGAAGACAGGAGAACGGACUGCAUUGCCGCGUGCUUGGAAUUCUCGAGCUUUAAUGGAACCCAUAAGUCGCGCCUAACGUAUGAAAAACCUGGCUCUAUAUUCGCGCUUCGCCAGGAAUAAUAACGCAGCCAAUUUGUAAAACAAGUUAUCCAAUAUUCAUGCGCAUUCCUCGCACUCGUUUCGAGAUGUGACGACCUCCCCGGAAUAAGUAUGAAAAAUCGUAGGACGCUUAACGAUAAGCCAUCCUGUUCGAUAAAGCACCACGAAAAGAUUUAUCAGGAGUUCGUGAAUAUUUUUCGCAUUUUGAAGUUGGUCGAAUCAUUAAAAAGUUACUAUUUUCCAAAUUCUAUUCUUUUUUAAUAUCGAAGAUGGUCAAAUUUCAAGUGACACUUGGAGAAAAUGGUACACUCUACAGUGAUUUUUAAUUUAAUCGUGAAUUGAAAUUAGAAAUUAAUUCUCUCCAUUUUAUUUAACUCGUCUAAGGAUCUUUUGAGGAGAAUAAAAGGAUUCCAAUUUUCUGGAUGACUCUUCUAUCAUUUUUAUUAUCUGAAAUGACCAGAUUGGCCCGUUAAGAAAGCCUUUAAGCAACAAGCUGGAUAAAUAGGCUCCUCUUUGAGACUUCUUCCGUGGUGUAUUCAUGGUCGUCCUUUAUUCGGAUUUUUUGAUAACGUGGAGAUGAAAAUUCUUUUCGAAACACCGCGAGUCCCAUUGUUAGUUGGAAGCCUCGCAGCUUCCGGCGAGUACCAUCGGCUCGUUAUUACUUUGAAACUAUCAAAGUGGAUUUUCAAGGAAAUUUAAAACAGGUCUAGCUUGUAUUAAACGUGUGGUCCUUUUUUUUUUUUAAAUUGGAAACGAACGUCGCGAACUUGUAGUUUCCAACUACUUUCAUAUCAGCUUCAACGUCAAAGCUGCCACAAUUUAUUCAAUUAUUAAAUGAGCAUAGGUGAAACACAUUUAACGUUGAAGACAUGAAUUUCUUUUAAUUAUUAUUAUUGGUCUGUGGGUUCUAUUUGUUAUAUAAACUAAUAUAAUAAACACAUUGUAAAUGUGCGUGCACUUGUGCGAAAGAGCAUUGCAUAUAUGCUUUAUGCGUUAUUUCUACAUUAUUGUACAUCGUCAAUGCAGAAAAUCCGCGGUCUAAUUAUUCUAAAACGUUUUUAUUGGUCGUAAAAGUAAGCAAUUUGCGGAAGGUCGCGAUUAAAGGAGGAGAAAUCGCUGUAGCAUAACUGAAGCAUCGAUUCACGUUUCAGUGACAGAAAAUGGAAAUUUAUAUCGGACGAAUUCAUUAAUUCCCGUUUACUUUGUUAAUGGAUUUUAUGGUAAUAUUCUCUGGUUCGAUAUCGGUGUCCACUGGAAUACACAAACGUGUUCUAGUUCAUUUCAACACAGUUCCGCAAUUACAAACGAAUAAUUACACAAAGUAAAAAAGAUAAAAUACUACAAUUUAAAAUUUUCAACGCAAUUUUUAUUCUACGUUAAGGAAAUUUGUAGAGCUUUAAAUUUAUAUAAAAAUUUGUUUGAAGGAUUUGGAGUACUCAGGGCAAAGGUUCUUGUAAACGAAGCAGAAACGUUUGAUAGAGGAAUCAAAAUUUAAUAUUAAGAGAAGAAUUAGCGGUUAGAACAAAUGCAACUUGAAUUCAAUCUCCUAGUGGUUCUCGGUUUUCGACAAACCCUUUGGAGCUCCUGGCUUCCAGUUGUUUACUCAAAGUUCAGCGGUUCCAUUAUAACGUAGAAUCCGUGGAGAAGAAAUGUGGUUACAACGGUCGCUGGGAGGGCCAGAACGGCACCAGCAACGAGGACUCGCCCCACGGCUGGGCAAACUACACGACCUGCUUGACACCGGAAAUGCUUCGGUUGCACGGGAAAGUUUACACAAACACCAUCGAGGGUAACAUGAAGAUGGACAUAGCCGAGAGGACUCGAACACUGGAGUUUGUCGGUUUAAGCAUUUCCUUGGUAGCACUCCUCGCCUCGCUCGCUAUAUUCUGUCGAUUCAGGUCCCUAAGAAACACCAGAACCAGAAUCCACAAGAACCUGUUUGUCGCCAUGGUUGUCCAGGUUCUUAUACGCUUGACUGUGUACAUCGACAUAGAGAUCCUCAGGAGAAAGACGUAUGGCAUUCAACGAGGCAUUGGGAACACCCCCGUUCUAUGCGAGGCUAGCUACGCUCUGCUGGAGUACGCAAAGACCGCCAUGUUCAUGUGGAUGUUCAUAGAGGGUCUGUUCCUGCACAAUAUGGUCACUGUCACGGUAUUCCAAGAGACGUCCUACUACCGAAUGUACAGAUUCGUUGGAUGGGGAUGCCCCGUUCUGAUGACUCUCGCCUGGGCCGUCGUCACGGCGUUCUAUUACCACCCGAAGUCCAGAUUUUCCAGAUGCUGGUCGGGAUACAAUUUGUCUUCCUACUUUUGGAUCCUCGAGGGUCCCAGGUACGCGGUGAUAUUGUUCAAUUUUCUGUUCCUGCUGAAUAUCGUGAGGGUGCUCGUGGUGAAGCUGCGACAGAGUCACACCAGUGAGGUAGAGCAAGUUGUAAAGGCAGUGAGAGCUGCCGUGGUGCUUCUGCCAUUGCUGGGCAUCACCAACGUGCUCUUUAUGAUCGAGGCACCCCUGCACAACGUGAAGAAAUUCGCGAUUUGGUCCUACUCGACGCACUUUCUGCAGUCCUUUCAGGGCCUCUUCAUCGCGACCCUUUACUGCUUCCUAAACGGCGAGGUGAGGCUCGCCCUGGACAAAACUAUCUCCGUCUACCUUUCCCUGAGAGGAACUGACCUCCAGGCCAGGAGGCAAUCGACUUUCAGUGGCUGUCAACCUCAACGUAUCGCGUCAGUGAUCGAGAUGGAGGAGGAAGAGAUCAGAUCCAGUGGGUGGAUAAGACUGUGCUGUCGAGGUGGAAACACUCCACCGCCGGACCGACCUGCCGACUGUCUGACCAUGGAGUACCUCUGGCGCUGGACGGAAACAGCGAGAUCUCCCGGAAAUUACCAAGACCUGCGCCGCGAGCUUCAUAGGGAGUUGGAGGAACACCUGGAGACGAGCCAGGAAGUCGAGGCAUCGAGAGCUCGGUUCGAGACUCCGUCAAACUGACCUGGCCGAGCCGAUGAUUCAGCUCCAGGCUACGGCAGUCUCGAAUGGUUGCGAGUCGGUAGAUUCCUCGGUCGAGGAAACGAGGAUCUGCUGAUGGGAGCGAGUACCUGCAGACUGUGAAACGUGGCAGGUGGUGGACAAACUGUUGAGUGACGGUUCUGUCAUUCUGUCAGUCUGGACGUUAGCCAGAAGGUCUGGAGACGAUCUGUAUCGGACUUAAAGUCUCCUGGAUGACACUGAUAGUAAUCAGAGCGUGCAAGGGCCAAGUGUUUUAGACCGAACGUUUCAUCGCGGGAUGAGAGUUCACUUGGAAGACCUGGACGCCGACCCAGACGUUCAAGGGCUGGGGAUAUCGGGCUGCGAGUGUCAUCGUGUGACGUAGAAGAAUCUGGGAGAGCUUGGACGCCAGCCAAAAUGUUGGAGGACCAGGUGUUUUGGACUGCGAGCUUAAACGACGAUGUAGAAGCACCUGGAGGGAUUGGUAGAUCAGCCAGGGAGUUCAAGAGCCAGUGUUUAGCCAAAGACUGCGUGGACCUCGAUGAUAUUCGCCUUCAGGCUAGACCUGCUUCAGCUAUUUGCUAAUUUUUUAGCUGCUUUUACCGGGACGACCACCUAGGACAUCUUGGUUGCCUUUGACGAUACGAUGUCCUUGAUAUCUUGACAAAAAACUACCUAAACAAUGUUUUACUUUUUAUUAAUUUUUAAAUAAUAAUAAUCCUCCUCUUCUUUGCAUCGUCAGAGGCAACCAAGGUACUUGAGGUAGUUGAGACUCGUGUUCGAUUUUAAGGAGCCCAUCAAACGGUGCAAUGGACCGUCGAGAGAGCGAGGGUUUAUGGGUGAUUAGGGUAGCCUGAGUGCGAAAUUACAGCCUGAUGCGCGGUAUUCAAGUCAAAGCUUCCUUGAGUUGAGGAAAUCAGGGACGGAAGGGGGGGAAUUGAUGAGAGUUGGCGAGUUUCGGAACACCGAGUCAAGGGAUGCAUGUUAACGACACUUUGAAUGCAAGUUAACGAGUGGAAACCUUCCAAGUUCGAAUGCGAAUUUAAUGUUCGUAAAUCGGUGGAACGACUGAAUAGAAAUUCGAAUAAGAAAUUUUUAAGGUAAUCUCUGCGUUGAAAUUUGCCUUCGAAUCGCAGCGAUCGACGAUUCGCCCACUUUUAUUUGUGUAGGAUGUUCUUUGUUAGGAGUCUCUAUCGCUUGAAAUUUUAGAAUGUAUCUACGUUGAGCUGUGUACCGUUUGAGAACGUUCGCGACGAGGAUGUCGAGAGAAACGCCGAGUCGUUUGCGGAGGUAACUGCUUUCCUGGCCCUGAACCAGAAUCGUUCAACGAUUAUCUCGCGAGAUUCGGGCAAUUACCACUCAUGUUGAAGGACUCGUUCAAGUUCACCGUUGAUAAAGCCGCGAUAGUUGCAGGAAAACCGUGUGAAAAUGCUGAUGCAAUGGGUUUCUUUUUUUUUUUUUUUUUUUUUUUUAUGAAAAUUCACUAUUAUAAGGGUAGGAGAAGUCGAUACUUUUUGGGAGAUUUAAUGAAGUUUCUGUUUGGUUAAAGCAAGUGUAUGGAAUUGUAGAGAUUAGAAUUUAUAUGAAAAAUUAUCGACAUUUCGUUGUACCGAUCAAGUUGUGAGAAAAUCUGUACCUACGGAGGAGAAUUGAACCCUAACGCCUUCUGGCGUGCUACUUCGGUACCUUAUCGUCGAUAUGUAAUCUUAUGUUUGAUAACUACUUUUGGAAAUUCAAAUCAUAAAUAUCCAAAGAAGUGUCGAGUCUCUGCGCGUAUAAUACUACAUUUUCGUAAACAGAAUUUUAAAUCUACCAAGAUGCAAAAUUUCAAUCGAAUCGGUGACCUGAAUGGCUCGCACUCUCCUCGCGAGACUAUUCGAAUAAUUUUAUAUCGUACAAGUAUUCCAAUCCUACGAAUAAACUUCGUGUAUCAUUAUUUCGAAGUUUAUUCGUAUCUCUGUACUGCGAUUUGACCCCAGUUUUGAAAACCCAUUGCUAGAGUUUUGUUGUUCUCGUAUUUGGAUACUUGAAUAUAAGUGAAUCCUCGAUUAUUCGAAUAUCAUUCUCCCAGGGGGAGAGUCAUUUUUCGAAAGCUGUAACGUCGCCUAUCUGUCACCUGUGUCGAAAGCGCAGGGUAAUUAGUCGUAAGGCCAAUUAGCGGACGCGUCGUUGCUUGAAUAAUUUUUGUAGACGUGCGUUUUUUUAAUAUGUAAAUAAAUAAUCGUGACAUCGUGCGUUUGCAGUGUAUCUACCUCCACGCUUCCCAUGGAAAGAAAUGGGUUUAAUAAAACCUUAAGAAUUUUAACGACGAAGUGUUGGUUACUUGGACAAUUUUCAAAGUACUCGAAUAUAUGAAUUAAGAACUACUAAUGGUACUUGGUAAAAAGUUUUAUUGAGACAGCGAACGGUACAAAAAUGUGUCGUAAAGUACAAAUGCUUUUUAAAAGGAACAUAGAUUUAUCUCGAUAAAAUAUUUUCUGUUUGUGUUAAUUUUUGUAAACAAGGAGCAUAUUCUAAGAAAUGUACAAGUACGUCUCAUGCAAAUUCUUUUCAAGUGUAAAAAUUAAGUCCUCGAAACUGUUUUUCUGCGACAUAAGAAUUCCCUAAUGCUAU
Hylaeus anthracinus is the source of this 6149-nucleotide messenger RNA. RefSeq names its product PDF receptor-like (gene Pdfr). Bases 2301 to 3539 code for a protein of 412 amino acids. Gene Ontology annotation, molecular function: G protein-coupled peptide receptor activity. The transcript has 12 exons. NCBI's taxonomy places the organism in Eukaryota, Metazoa, Arthropoda, Insecta, Hymenoptera, Colletidae. Gene Ontology annotation, biological process: cell surface receptor signaling pathway; adenylate cyclase-modulating G protein-coupled receptor signaling pathway. The record is from RefSeq and is a predicted model, not a curated record. Gene Ontology annotation, cellular component: plasma membrane.